AUGGCAGCUCGGAAGUGGAAGAGUUUGGCCACAGGUCGGCGGACUAUCGACCUUGAAGACGAAGUCUCCGAACCAGGACCAAGUGGAUCCCAGGGAUCUCAAGGCCCCGGGAAGGAAGCUUCGGCAGCCCGAAGAAGAAGCCCCGCCAUGCAACCGUUCUACACAGGCAGGCCUUCACAGCAGAAGGCAGGACUUUCCGACAGAGGGCAAGCCUCUCCGAAGAAAGAUGCAUCACCUUCGCAGGCCAAGGCCAGCAAAGCUGGAGCCAGGAGCCAACCGAGGAACAGUAAGCCGGCCAGGACGGCAAGGAAAGUUGCAGCCUCCAAGGAGCUCGUGGAGAGCAAGUCUUCCUGUCGCAGUCGGCAGGCCCGCUUGAGGCCCCAGGGCACGAAACAAGCAAGGAAGCGCAAGGCCUCCGCGCCACGAAGCCAAGAAGUCAAAAGGAAGAGGCCACUCUCCGUGGACAGUCCAGAAGAGAGGCCUCAGAAGAUUCGGAGGAAGCGUUCGAGGCUAGCUGUCGACAGGAAGGACAGCCAGAAGACCAAGCAGGACAAGCCUAAGAAUCCUGCAUCGGGAGCUCCAGGAGGCUCCCGGUCCAGGAAGAGCCAGGGACAGGCGAAGCCUGCCUGCAGCCGAAAGCCUCGUUUGCGGCUUGUUCGCCAAGCCAAAAGGGGGCAGAACGAGCAAGGGCUAGACAAGGAGGAGGCCAAAGAGUUCAAGAUACAGGAGGAGCAGCUUCUGGAUCGAGGAGAUCAAGAGUUUGUGUGCCGCAUUUGCCUGCACCUGGUGGGCCGCGGCCCUCGGCUGACGAGCUGUCAGCAUCUCUUCUGCGGGGACUGCAUUGAGCAUUGGGUCGGGAAAAAGCGAGGAGGUGCUCCAUGCCCCGCCUGCAACACUGUGUUGCACAAGGAGGAUCUGUGGCCCCUGAAGAGCGGCAAACGUGAGCUUCUUCUCAGAAUGCUGCACAAGCUGCAGGUUGUUUGCGAGAACAACUGCAAAGUGCGAGGUCCCACCGGACAGUGCAACUGGACGGGUGAAUACAGUGAGUAUCAGAAGCAUAGAGCAAGCUGCCAGAACCUUCAAAGCGCAGAGGGCCCAGCUUCAGAUUCACAACAUGAACCCGCUUCCUCGAGCACUGCUCUGGCAGAUUUGCAGCCAGAAGCUCCAGACAACACUCAGCAGCAGCCUCCGCAGAUGCAUGUCCGCUUCAAGCAAGGAGAUCAGUGGUGCAGCCCUGAGGUUGUGCUGCGUGCGCCCCCGUUGGGGUCUAUGAACCCCCUGGAAGGUGGGCCUUUCCGGAUGCAAGUCACUUUCCAGCCUGCAAGGGCAGAGCCGAAGCGUGCGAAGCGGUCCCCCUUGCAGUUAAGCCCAACCAAGGGCAGCAAGAAGCCCAGGUCCGACCUGGGCCACAGCAUCGGUGCCGCUGUGUGCGGCCGCAUGCGCUGCAGGAUCGGAUUGCUGCAGCGACCUGACCUUCCUCGUUUGCCUACAGCCUUCCAGGCGUUGACAGAUUUUCCGUUUCCCGAUGAUGGCCGAAGCUUGCUGGCCUCUCUGGCUUUUGCAGACCUCGCUGUGCUGCGGGCGGCUUCAAGGGCUUCCAACAUGGCCGUGUACCACGAGACGUGGCAGCGGUGCCAGGACUACGCCUACGUGCCGGGACACUUUGACUCCAGGUCUGCAAAGAGGACUCGGUCAGGGCGGGUGCUGGUUACGCCUGCGAAGGAAGUUUCUGAGCGCCUGUUAAGAUUUCUCCAAAACCCGCUGCAUGCUGGCAUGUUUGAGAUGCUGGACUUGCGCCAUGCGCCCAUCAUGGCGCUUGAGUCUUCUGGCUUCUGUCAGGCAUUGACAAGGAUGCCCCGCUUGCAACAUGUCAUCUUGCCAUUCGAAGGAUGGAGCACGCCCCAGGCAAGAGGCCGCUUCAAGGAUCUACCUAUUGCCUGGUACACGCCCAGGAAAGAGCUAAUGGGAGCACCGAAGCCCGUCGUGUACUCCACGCUUGCAUAG
Symbiodinium pilosum is the source of this 2004-nucleotide messenger RNA. NCBI's taxonomy places the organism in Eukaryota, Dinophyceae, Suessiales, Symbiodiniaceae. The record is from the annotation of a GenBank genome assembly.